GGCAACCUGGCGAGUGCUUCUUCGUGCUGUGGCUCACGCUUUAGUACUGGAGGCCGAGACUGUUCUGGUGACGACGACCUGUACGGCGACGGCUGAGGCUCAUAGAAGAGCAACGGAAUAGGGUCUGAAGGAGAGGCUUCAAGGCAGCCCAGGCAGCUGGAAGGUGAACACCGGAGAGGCAGACUGCACUGUACAAGGAGCUUUACAAGAUUCUAUCAUAAUGAAUGGAUCCAGUGUGGUAAACACAUCACCCAGUGUAAAAUCCAAAGAAGAUCAGGGGUUAAAUGGGCAUGAUGAGAAGGAAAACCCAUUUGCAGAGUACAUGUGGAUGGAGAAUGAAGAGGAUUUUAACAGACAGGUGGAGGAGGAGCUUCAGGAGCAGGAUUUUUUGGACCGGUGCUUCCAGGAGAUGCUGGAUGAAGAAGACCAAGACUGGUUUAUUCCCUCACGAGACCUGCCUCAGGUCAUGGGACAGUUGCAACAACAGUUAAAUGGACUGUCUCUCAGCGAUGGUCAUGAUUCUGAAGACAUUUUGAGCAAAAGUAACCUGAAUCCGGAUGCCAAGGAAUUUAUUCCAGGAGUGAAGUACUGAGCUGACAGAAAAGCUUUGAGGAGGACUUGUAUGUCGCCACAUCUGGGACAGCGCUGCAUACAAAGGCAGAGCUAAAGGGGGGGGCGGUGGGCUAGGGCUGCACAGUGGGGAAGGGGAAUAGCGGUUUAACUUGACACUGUGACUGGAGUAGCUAAUGUGCUCAGUCUUACUCUGCAAGCCUGAGUGUUUCUCUUUUGUUCUACUGACUUUCAUUUUGAGCAGUUUCCUAUUAUUAUUAUUAUUAUUAUUAUUAUUAUUAUUAUGUUUUUGGCUUUUUGAGUUAAGGAAAUUGCAAUAUUCUUUUUUCUCACUUCAUCAGGAAUGUUCUGCUAUGUGUGUUUAAACAAAAUAAGCUGACCAAGAAAAUCUGGGUGUUUACAAAUGCCCUCUCACCCUGCUGUAUACUUAAAAAGGCAGUGCACAUCUAGAAAACUACUAUCGAGUCUGUUAAGCUGGAUGGGAAGAGGGAUGAGUGGAAGAAGCAAGUGUUGUAAAAGAGUCUGCAGCUCAGCUCUCCCAACCCCUGGGGGCUUCCUGCAAUGAACUGGCAUUACCAAUGGCCUGCUGAACUCAUGUCUUCCUGCCUUGAACCCUGUUCAAGAAAACACAGACUUAAGUACUGGUUUACAGUAACUCUUUUGAUGAUUGAUUAAAUUUGUGAUCAGAAGGGGGAAAUUGUGAUGGGUAUUGUCACUUGAAUGGUACAGUUACUGUUCACCUACUUCUAAGCCUCUGUUUACAGCUGCCGUCAGACUCAUCAUUUCAAGGUACAAGAGCACUAGGGUAGAUUUGCCUCUUUGCCUCUCGUGGUCCUCUAUCCCUUUCCACCCCCACCUUUCUCUGAUUUAAAAAAAAGAUAUUGUUACCAAAGGUGAGUGAGAGGCAUGCUAUGCUGGACAUAAGCUUCAGGCUGGAGAAGUCAUUCUUGAAUCCUGUUAGUUGUGUCUUAAGUUUAUUUUGACAAUUUUUUUUCACCCCUAUGAAGAUUUGAUCCUUUUGAUAUCUUCCCUUAGAAAGGUUUAUGCACUUUUACAAGUACCUAUAUUUUUUGGAAUGCUAACAAGAAGCUCAGUUCACUGUUUUGAUGCUUUUCCCACUUCAUAGAAUUAUGCAAAAGAACUAAAAAAAAAAAGCCCAAUAGAGUGAAUUCUACUUGACCCAAGUGACUGUGUGACCUACCAGGAUAGUUUCAGCAAUUACCAAAUUUUGCUGUUCCUACAUGCCCAGCUUUGCAAGUUUUCUUGAUUGGGCUCUCUGGGUUCAUUCCUUUCGUCUUUCCUGCCUGUAAGUCACAGGGGUUUUUUGUUGAAACUCAUAAGGAACCAAACUGGGCACAGGUGCUGCCUUUGUGUGAUAGAGAUGUAGGUGGGAGAGUCAGGUCUAAAGGACCGUGUGUCAGGUCCUCGCCAUCCCCCCAGGAGGAGGACUUGCAGACGCCUGAGCACAGUGGCUUCUGUGUGACCACUGCUGUGAGUGUGAGAGGCACAUCAGGAAGAGAUCAUGGAAUUUGAAAUGAAGUCUGUGAAUUCAGUAUGUGGAGGUGGGACAGAGGUCAGAAGGAAAGAACUAGGGUCUGGAAAGCUUAAGAAUUUCCUUUUUCUUAUGAGUUUCUCUGUUGACCUUUUGAACAGCCACAACCUAAGGUCAGAUUUAAAAUAGGAGCCCCCAUCUUUUUAUCAUACGAGUCUAUUGGAUGGCAUUAUUUGAAAACUGGCCUUUCCUUGUUAGGUCACAUGUCAAAGGAGAGUAACUUAAGGAGCUUGUAUUGCCAGAUGUGCACAUUAAUUCUCAAAGCCUCUACCUCGAGGGAGAGGAGCUCUAGCUUGUUUUCAGAGAGAUCCAUGAAUAAAGAAAUUUCUUUAUCCCAGCUUCGGCUGCCUGAAACAAGGACAGGGCCUUGGAAAUGCAGAUAUAGAAGUCUUUCUCUCUUCUGGGGCUGCUUUUCUUUCUGUAGUCUCCAUUAGCUUGGCCAAGCUCAGAAUUAUAAAGACUGUUGGAAAUGUGCUGUGAUUGCAGAAAGAGCCAUUCUCUAGACCCUGGAGAUCUCUAUCACAAAGAGUACAAUGGAUUCUUGUGUGGCUCCCCGUCUGGAAGGUGCUGCUGGAAUCCAGAUCUAGUCAUUUCUUCAUCCUGAAAAAGCCUUGCUCUUCUGACACCAGAACAGGCUAAGGUGCUGAGUGCUGUUCCUCUGGCGUGGGGUUCCAUUUUGGGUGUCAGUCUUCAGGGUGGUUUCACAAGGCAUACUUUGUCAGGACUUAAAUCUUCCAGCCCAGUGAGCAGUGAACCUGAGGGCUGGACUUUCCCGGCCUGUUCAGACACAUAGUAUGCUAAGUCCAGGAUCAGAAAGCAGCUAGCAGUGUGACCCCUUUUUAAUGUUUCAGGUGAUGCUUCCAGUGGUUCCUCUUACAGCCCAGCUCUGUUCUCCAUCUCUUUGGUUGUGAGGUGGGAACAGAGCUGUUACCCAGCUCACAGGCUCAGCUAACGUUAGAGUUUGCCAGCUCCUUAGCAGAAAAUACACUUAGGUCUCAUUGUAUCUUGACUGGGAAGAGCUGGGAGCCUCUGGCUAUCUCGGACUUUUCAUCACAGCAGAGGGUCUGGGUGCAAGCCAGGCUGGCACCUUUACUCUUUAAAGGUGAGGCUGGUAUUUAUGUGAUCACUCUGAUGUUGAGUUUAAGUCGUUAUUCUGUUGAAACUUUUUUUAUUGGCAACUGGGAGUUUGAGAAUUUGUGUAAAAACAGAAGAUGUAUUUUUAACAGUUGCCAACCCUGGCUGGUCCCAGUGUUAGUUUAUUAGUGGUUGAUUUGUGAUUUUUGUGAUUAUUGAAUUCUAAAAUUCCAAGAUGAAAAUCAUUUUAUCUCUUGCUCUUUAAGGCGAAAACCAUGAACAUAAAGGAAGUAUCUUUUCAGUUUCUUCAGGCCCUAGAACUACAGCAGAAAAUUUGAUGGGUGCAGCCUAGACCUAAGCACCUGCAACUUUGGGUCUUUGGCCAGUUUCUGAAUGCAGCAGUUGACUUUUGGGAUUAUAUAAGGUCAAACCGAACAAGAUCAUAAAUAAAAGCCUGGACCUUUAUAGCACCUCAGUUUCCAAAGUCAAAAUACCUGGGGAUCUUUUAAGGUCCUAAUGCUAACUAUGGCUUAAAAAUGUUUUUAGUGAAAUACUAAACAUUUUUCAAAUUGUAUGUUGCUACAAUGUCAAAGUUUUGUCUUAAUUUUGGAGAGCCUGGGAAGUAAGAUCAUUUAGAUACUCUGGAAAUUACAUGUCAGAGGAAAGUCGUUUGAAGUAGCCAAAGGAAACAGCCUGAUUGAAUCUUCCUACAUUAGUGCUGCUGCAAACACCUGUAGAAACAUUAGGAGCCCAGGAAUCUACCUACUGUGAUUGGGAGAGGCAAAUGUUUGUUGAUAGGGGUCCCAGCAACACAGGUAAAUAAUGUGUCUUGGUUUAGGUGAUGUUGAGGAAUGGAAACAGGCAGAAGAGACCUGACAUUUGACUAAGAUUUGGAGAUAUCCAUCUUCUGGGGAAGAUUGUAUAUCCCCCAGCACCUUCCUUAGGGAUUAUGCAAACCUCAUCAGUUUGGGAGGUGAGUCAGGAGAACAGGGGGUUGACCCAGAUCUGAUAUGCAUCCAGAACCUUCAUCUCCUCCUUCAUCUGCUCACGGUUCCCGAGCGAAUCAUUGCUCCCUCAUUGCUCAUCGGGAUCCUUAGCUGCUCUGGUCACCCUGCCCUGUGUAGUGCAGAGCGCUUUUUGCAGCCACUGCUCCCCUGCUGUGCGAAAGUCAUCCACAGGCUUGGUUAGUCACAACUUUGAAAGGUAUUUUUUCCCUUUGUUUUUAAUGUUCUGUCUUUAUUUGUCCCAUCUGGCAGCUGUAAUUGGUGACAAGGGACAGGGCAGUAGGAGGCUGACCAAAGGCAACAUUUGUUUUUUGCUUGCUACAUGACCUUCUGCGCACCCCGCUACUCCUGUCCCCAGUCUAGUUUUUAUAGGAGUCACAUGAAUAGGACAGCUGAGUGCACUGAUCUCCACUAGGCUUCAGCGAAGACUCUCCCCCAGAGGAGAAGAGAAAUCUGCAAAGGGGCAGGUGCACCACCUUUAUUCCAAAAGAAAAGGCCCCCUUAGAUUUUGAUGUUGCUAGGAGUCUCCUUUUUGAGACUACCUCCUGACUGGCUACCUUUUUACUUUAAAAUAAUGAAGAAACAUUCUAGGCAAUUUACUAUAAAAUAGUACAUUUUCACUCUAGCUCAACACUACAUGAUAAUCCUGACCUGUUGAUUGAACCUCAGGAAUGUUUAGUGCUUGAUGGGUGGUUUGGGAGGCAGGGUCUUUUAUUUUUUUAAAAAACUUUGAGACAUAUUUUACAUAUAAAAUUCACCCAUUUCAAGUGUUAAAUUCAGUGAUUUUAGUAACCUUCCUGAGUGGUGCAGCUAUAACUGUAACUCAGUUUUAGAACAUUUUCAUCCCCUGCAAUAAGGUCCUUCAUUUAUUACACGACUGAUUCCUGUUCCCAGCUCUAAGUGACACCACUUUGUCUCUAAUUUAUCUGUUCUGGACAUGAGGUGAACGGAAUCAUAUAAAUCGGGGUCCCUUGCCUCUGACUUUUUCACUUAGCAUAUUUUAUGGUUCAACCAUGAUUAACUUGUGUUGGUAGUUUAUUCCUUUUUAUUGCUGCAUAGUAUUCCACAGAAACACACCGCAUUUUGUCAGCAAGGAGUCUCUUAAACUUGGAUUUCAACCUCUCGUGGUCUGAACUCUCAGAACAUAGGAUGCUAGGGAAAGCUGCUGUGCACGUCAGAGGAACUGCUUAUCAGAACCAGCCUUGUCAUCAGAAGCUCCACAUAAGGAGCUUGAACUGCUGCAGAAAUUUUUGUAAUUUUGCAACUUCUUUUUUAUAAGACACUUUUUUGCUGUCUACAUGUCAGGACUUUUGAAGCAUCUAGUAAUUAAUUUAUUCUAAAGUAUGAGCAUGUGUUUGGACAAGAAAUUGAACUAUUGAUAAUACUGUGUUGGUGAUUUUUUCCUCUCCAACUGGACGAGGAGUCUCUUAACUUUCUAAAUACAGUAUUGUCUCCGUCACAAAGCGGAACCUCUAUUAAAGAUCAUGCUGCCUUUGUUGGACAGAUUUUGGGGGAAGGAGGACCCCAGCAGAGGAGUCCAGAGCAGAAAUGCAGUGCAGCUGGUGAAACAAGAAGCCCCCAGAGGGUCCGUGCAUGGCCCACCUUCUGUUGGUGCAGAUGGCGAAGCACUAGUGGUGUCCAGAGGCAGCUUAGCACUUCCAGCAGGCCUGGGUCUUGACUUUGGACCUUUAUCCCUGUUUCACAAGUAUUUAAAAGCUCUUUUUGUCCCCCUUUCCCUAUAAAUAAAAUUACAUGGUAGUUAUUAAUACUUCUUUGGAAGGGGUAGAGCUUUAAAAUUGAAAAAAAUAAUUUUCAUAAAAAUAUCAAAAAUGGAAAAAAAUUACUUAAAAAAUUGCUAUAUAAACCAAAUGGCAGCUGUUGAAAAUUUCAAUAAAAAAUGGAAUAAAAUGUACUCACUGGCAGUGGGGCCUUUUAUCAGUUUGGAUCAUUAUAUAUCAUAUACAAGUAGUAUAUGUGUGGUAUGUAUCUGUGAGAGAAUUUUUUGUCUCAAUAUUGAUCACAGUUUCAGUUGCAUAAUUUUCCAUGCUAAAUAGUGUUAUAAGGAAGCAUUGGGCGUUGGCCUGGAUGUUACAAAACGAGUGAAUUCCACUUCCACCACUUUCCCUGUGAUUUCAGUCUGAACCUCAGUUUAUUUGUAAAGCUGCACACUUCCUUUCUGGGGCUAAUGUGACAAUUGUACUGAAUUUAAUUUCAAAAUACUGCCUGGCACAUGAUAGGCACUUAAUACAUGGUGGCAAUAAUGUAUAGUUUUGAACAAAGACAUGGUAAUAGGAAAUCCUCGGGCUUAAAGGGAAAUUGACUAGCUCCUAUUUUUCCUGUUUCUGGGCAAAACUCUUUUCUAGAAUACAAGGACUCUGCAUCUGCCUUUCAACUAUUGAAUGAGUUUGAGAGGCUGCUAGGACCGAAGCACUGUCCUAGGUACCAGUGCCACUGGGUGACAAGAUGUCCCUGCUAUUGUGAAGAUUACUCAGUUUACCUAUAGCCUGAACCUCCCAGUCAUUCUCUGAGGGGCCUUACUGUACAAUACAAAGAUUAUGGGACCAGACCAUAGCCCCUGGGUUCUGCUUUGAGUGCUGUCAUUUUUUCAUCUCCUUCCUAAAACCAGGAGAAAAAUCUGAGCUGGCUUCCCAAUUUGUAACUUUUUGAAAUGCUAUAGUUAUGUAUAUACAGUGACUGAACUAUUCACAUCCUUGAAGAUGUGAAGGUAUAUGUUCAUUUUUAAAAUUUCAUUAAGCUUAUGUUAUAGAAAAGCACAGAUACUGUAGACAUGCAGUUCCAUAAAUUUUCACCAGCCUUCAGUUGGUAUAAGGUGUAAGAGUGUUUUUUUUCAUCCUUAGAGCACCCAUCACUCAAGUCAUUUGAUGAAUGUCUGCUGAAUGAAUGGAACAGAUGAGGCUGUGCUGCCCACAAGAUCACACAGGUGGACUAAGGCAGUGCUGGCCUCAUGGGAACUCCAGGUCUUGUUCUAAGCUCUCUUGCCUUGCCACAGGCAUAAUAGGCUCAGAUGAGAUGGAUAUAUAUUAUCUCCACUGCCAUGGCAGAACUGGAUUCCAUUAAUCGCUCCUGAUAUUUGAUUAGGGAAGAGUGCAAGUUUAAAAUUGAAGGGGGAAAACUCACCAAAAAUCACUUCUUUCUGCACUACCUAUGCACAAUAGAGCCUUACAAAUGGAGAGUAAACUACCUCAUCACAACUCCUUUGGCCAAAGAAAGUAGGAACACACCUGAACUUGUAUACUUUAAUAACUAAUGUUUCUUCAGUUUUUGUUCCGGUAUUAAAAAAAAGAUCAUGAUGUCCUCCUUGCACUGUCCAGUUAGAGUAGUUGAGCCUGGACAGUGGUAAGGAAGAUAAGGCUUCUAUUUUAAAGUCUUCGCCAAUUGUUUUAUUUAGAUUCUAAAUCCAAAAUACUGCUUGAUCCUGACGCUGACAUCAUGUAAAAAAUCUUCUCCAAAGCUCGCUGCUCAUUAACAGGGUUAUUGGAACAGAGAUCUAGCAAAGGCCCUCUACUGUUACCUUUGCCUGCUUUUUGCCAGAUAAUGUAUUGGGGACUUGCCAAGAGCUGGACCCCAUUGGUUCAGACCACAGCUACAUGCAAAGUGGCUGGCUGUCCCUUCAGAAGGGCCUUGGCUUGAGUUCCUAUUGCUCAAAACUUCACUCUAGCCCAACCUAGAGCUGAUGGAAUGAGAGCUGCUGCCACUAUGCUGUGAUGAAAGUGUUAUCUGGCUUGGGAGACAAAAAUAUCCAAGACCCCUUCAAGGACCUCAUCCAAACUCAUGAACUGCAGGGUAGAGCUUCCUCAAGUGCAGAUCCUGGACCUCUGCAGCAGAAAUUACAUGAGAUUUUUAGAAGAAGUGAAAAUUCCCCAUCUCAUCCUUGACCUAUUGAAUCAAGGCAUCUUACAGAGGGGGAAGACAGACAGAAAUCUGCGGCUAAAACAAGGUCUAGAAUAAUUUAUACAUGUAAGUUUGAGAACUGAUGUCCAGGAAACAAUCUAUGCCUUCUAACAGCUUAUACUCUAAACUCCUAGAGAGGCACCUACUAUUAAUCAAGACUCUGGUUUCUGUCUUCUCUAAGCAGCAUGGGCAGCAGAACAUGAAGCUUUGGGCUUGUCUUAAUCAAACUACAGUAUCCAGAGGACAAGAAUCAUGUCUGCUCUUCACUGAUGUUCAUCCUUCCUGGUGCCACACAACAAAUACAGUGUCACACCUGUCACCAGAGUCAGGCUAGUAGUCCCAGAAUAGGUAGUUAACCUAGUUAAGUUGUACCUAGUUGGCCUUGGAUCUCAGCCAUCCUCAUAAACCUCUCAACUCAUUCAUGCAGAAAAACUGCAAAAUGUGCUGCUUACCCAUAACUACCAAAUUCAGUAAGGUAAAAAUUCUCCCAGACAAUAUUUGCACCCUGUCCCCUAAAACCUACUUGGGACUAACAGGAGAGGGUGUGGUAUGCCUAAGGUUAUUCUUGGUGAUAUUCAGCAGGGAGAACAUUUAGUUCCACUGAAAAUGCUCUGGCAGGGAUCACUACCCACUUUGACAGGAAAUCGAGGUCACAGGUUAACUGCAGCAGCAGCAUAAGUAUGCUAACACAGCAGGGCAGGGUGGCACACAGAUAAAUUAUACAUCCAACUGCAGGGCAAGCAGACUAUAAUCCACAG
This is a messenger RNA of Phyllostomus hastatus (greater spear-nosed bat), 8870 nucleotides long. It is a transcript of the gene PAIP2B, whose product is annotated as poly(A) binding protein interacting protein 2B. Gene Ontology annotation, cellular component: cytoplasm. The record is from RefSeq and is a predicted model, not a curated record. The transcript is spliced from 5 exons. Gene Ontology annotation, molecular function: mRNA regulatory element binding translation repressor activity. Gene Ontology annotation, biological process: negative regulation of translational initiation. Bases 221 to 592 code for a protein of 123 amino acids. NCBI's taxonomy places the organism in Eukaryota, Metazoa, Chordata, Mammalia, Chiroptera, Phyllostomidae.